AUGGAGUGGAAACCCAUCUUGUUCACUGGCCUCUCUCUGGCCUUAUGUGUGUUUCUCGACCUGACUCUCGCCACCCCAUCUGGACCCGCCUCGGCCACCUGUGCUACACUCGAGCAAAGCCGCUUUUUUGGUGUCUUCUCAUCCAAAACAGCACUUCCUGCAUCCCCCUGCUCGUGGACCCUGCAGAACCCUGACCCUCGUCGCUACACUGUCUACAUGAAGAUCACCAAGCCAGCCGAAUCCUGCACACCACGCCAGAUCAAGACCUUCCAGUUCGACUCAUUCCUGGAGACUUCACGAACCUACCUGGGCAUGGAAAGCUUUGACGAGGUAGUGCGCCUGUGUGAUGCUACAUCUGCAGUGGCCUACCUUGAGUCCAGCAAGCAGUUCCUGCAGCUCAGGAAGGUGGUGCCCCGCAUUGGGACAGAGCUCCUAGUGGAAGAGGAUGGAAAUGAUGAUGAGGGCAGCCAGUUCAGUGCCGAGUUCCUGGUCGUGGGUAAGAGGAACCCUAGCGUGCCUGCCUGUGAGAUGCUCUGCAAGUGGCUGGAAGAUUGUCUGACAACCAGUUCCCAAGGCAAUCCCUGUGGAAUCAUGGCCACACCAUGCCAGUGCUGGGAGCCACCAAAGAGGAGGCCAGGAGGGUGCUACAGGGGUGGAGUCUACAUGGACAAAUGCACACCCACUAUUAGAGAAAACAACAGGGAUGCUGAGAUCAUGAAAGGUUGGUCUGGUUGGGCCCGCUGGUCUGAGUGCAGCAACGAGUGUGGAGGCGGUGUCCAGGUGCGCAGCAGAGCAUGCCAACCUGAAGAUGGCAUCUGUGAGGGUGUGGUUGAGGAGGCCAAAGCUUGUAACCCCCAACCCUGCAUUGGUAAAAUGCGCCAGCGUAGCCAGGCUCUGCGUUCCAUCAUUGGCCUGAGGAGAGACAAUGGAGAGGAGAUAACAAACAUUGUCUUAAUCAACCUCUUGGUUGUAGAUGGAGUUCAGGAUCAGUGGUCCUCAUGGAGCUCCUGUUCUGUUAGCUGUGGUGAGGGCUGGCAGAGUCGCACACGCAACUGCAUGACAUCUGGAAACAGCGUGAUGUGUAUCGGCCCUUUGAGAGAGAACAGACCCUGCAACAACUCUGUGGUCUGCCCAGUGAACGGAGCCUGGGAUGAGUGGGCACCAUGGAGUCUGUGUUCAUCUACCUGUGGUCGUGGCUAUCGUGACCGUGUCCGUGUCUGCAAGCCACCCAAUAACGGAGGACAACCAUGCACUGGUCCCAGAAAACAGACCAAAUUCUGCAACAUUGCUGUCUGCCCUGUUGAUGGUUCCUGGAACGAAUGGUCUGCCUGGACUCCCUGCUCUGCCUCUUGCUCUAAUGGAACAAUGCAGCGCACACGAGAGUGUAACGGCCCAUCAUACGGAGGCUCAGACUGCCGUGGAGACUGGCGUGAAUCCAGCAACUGCUUCCUUAGAGACUGCCCAGUGGACGGGAGAUGGCUCUCCUGGAGCUCUUGGGGCAGCUGCAGUAAGACAUGUGGAGGAGGCAACCAGCAGAGGCAGAGAGUGUGCGAGGGACCAUUCUUUGGUGGAGAGCCCUGUAUCGGUGACAAAGCUGACCUUAGGCGCUGCAAUGAGAAGAGAUGCCCAGAACCCCAUGAGAUCUGUGGUGAGGAGAGCUACGGAAAUGCUGUGUGGAAAAGAACUCCAGCUGGUGACACUGUAGCUGUUCCAUGCCCCUCUGACGCAACAGGCUUUGUCCUCCGCCGAUGCACCCUGGACGCUAUCGGUUUGGCCUUGUGGGGAAACCCCAGCUACAUCAAAUGCGUCUCCAAAGAAUACCAAUACAUCCAAGCCCUGACCCAAGAGCAGUUCUCUAAGUCCCAGGCAGGAGUGCAGGUGGAUGGCGUGUCUGAAAUGCUGUCCAGGCUUAGGAUGACCUCAAACGAUGCAACAAAGUACAGUGGGGACUUGCUGGCGGUCAUGGAAAUGCUGAGGAACACUUCACAGAUCUUCAGAAGUGCUGGUUACAGUGUUGUCGAUGUAGAGAACUAUGUCCAGACAAUCAGCAAUUUACUGAAAGAGGAACACCAUGGGAAAUGGCAAGAAGCACAGUUGAUGGGGGUGAACAUUAGGGAGCUGUUCAGCUUGAUCGAAGACUUCAUUGACAUCAUUGGCAAGCAGAUGAGAGAUUUCCAAGAUAUUUAUGAGAUGACUGAGAACUUUGUGCUGAGCAUCCAGAAGCAUCCCAAAACUAUGACUUCAGAUGUGACCUUCCCCAUGAAGGGAUGGAGAGGCAUGAUGGAGUGGGUCCGCAAUUUGGAUGAGAAAAUCGUAGUGUCACGCAACGCCCUCAGUCUGGAUGUGCCAGAUGCUGAAGACCGCACUGGCUUUGUAACUGGCAUUGUUCUCUACAGAAAUCUGGGCCCUAUCCUGUCUGUUCAGAGUAACAGCACCUUGCUGAACUCCAAGGUUGUCACGGUAACGGUGAAGCCGAACCCCGGUUUCCUGUCCACCCCAGUAGAGAUCGAGUUCCCUCACCUGCACAAUGACACUGUCAAUGAGACAUGCAUUGCCUGGGAUGAGAGUGAAACUGAGUCGUUGCUGGGCUCGUGGUCGGCACGCGGCUGCAGAGCGCUCGCGCUCGAUUCAGGCAGGACCAGGUGCGCAUGUGAAGCUCUCUCCACGUUCGCCAUCUUAGCACGGCCGAACCCCGAAUCGAACAUGGAUAAGAACCUGUUGCCAUCAGUUACGUUGAUCGUGGGAUGUGGCGUUUCAUCCUUGACGCUGCUACUGCUCAUCAUCAUCUAUGUCUCCGUUUGGAAAUAUAUACGCUCUGAACGCUCAGUCAUCCUCAUCAACUUCUGCCUGUCAAUCAUCUGCUCCAAUGCUCUCAUCCUGAUUAGUCAGACCCAGGCUCGCAACAAGGUCAUGUGCACCCUGGUGGCAGCCUUCCUCCAUUUCUUUUUCCUGUCCUCUUUCUGCUGGGUUCUGACAGAGGCAUGGCAGUCGUAUAUGGCCGUGACUGGUCGUCUGCGCAACCGCAUCAUCCGCAAGCGUUUCCUGUGCCUGGGCUGGGGUCUGCCCGCACUCGUCGUGGCUGUUUCUGUAGGCUUCACCAAGGCCAAGGGAUACGGCACUGUCAACUACUGCUGGCUGUCUCUUGAGGGAGGGCUUCUGUACUCAUUUGUUGGACCUGCAGCUGCUGUUGUGUUGGUGAACAUGGUGAUUGGUAUUCUCGUCUUUAAUAAGCUUGUUUCGAAGGAUGGGAUCACAGACGUGAAGCUGAAGGAGAGAGCAGGGGCGUCUCUGUGGAGCUCUUGCGUGGUUCUCCCCCUGCUGGCUCUGACCUGGAUGUCGGCCGUAUUGGCCAUCACAGACCGGCGCUCGGCUCUCUUCCAGAUCCUCUUCGCCGUCUUCGACUCGCUCGAGGGCUUCAUCAUCGUCAUGGUGCACUGCAUCCUGCGACGAGAGGUACAAGAGGCUGUGAAAUGUCGCGUUGUUGAUCGUAAGGAUGAUGGGAACGGCGACUCUGGGAGCUCGCUGCAGAACGGCCACACGCAGCGCUUGGUGAGUGUCACACACACACACACACACACAGACAUACACAGAUCAACACAUUCAGCGCUAACUCAGGAAGAAGCAUUUGCAUUCUCAUGCAUUUUACAUGAUGGCCUGCAGCACUCGCAAAGAGCUGUUGAUUUAAUUUUAAUCCACUCUGUUUUCUCCUCCCUCUCUGUUUUCUCUCGCUCACAGGGUGACUUUGAAAAGGAUGGUGACUCAAACAGACCAGGUGGUAUGAAGACCUCUUCAGAGGAGAAAAUGCCUCUCCCCCAGCUGCCUCUUCCAAUGGGUCCCAACUUCCACACACUGCCUUCAAAGCCUAGCGCCAAGACACACGUGCCUCCCAUGCCCGACUACUCCAGCCACACUCUGACCCUGCGUCGCGAUAAGAGCCAUCGAGGUGAGCCGCCCUGCUCCAAGCCCAUCUACGUGUGCGACAGCGACAUCUUCACGCAGAUGGACCCUGAGCUGGUGCGUGUGCCGACUGAAGGUGGCGCUCCCGACGCAAGCGGCUACAUGCUGAUGCCCAACACCACGUCCACACUACGUUCCAAGCCCAAGGACGACAUCUCUUCUGCUAAGUACAACAUCAGCGUUGAGCAGCUGCCUCAGGCACGCAUCAUGCAUCUGGGGAGCGGAUACGCCGAGCCACAGGCCGCCUACGCCACCAAGCCGGUAACUGCCGACCGCGCCAGCGUGUCAUACUCAGAACGCGACUCACCCCUGCAGAACGUGCACAAUAUUUCCAGCGAGAGCCACGUCACCAGUUUGCUAGGAGACACCUUCGACUCCAUGAACUCCAUGAUGUCGAAAAGCGAGACCAUCUCUACACUGUCCAUGAGCUCGCUGGAGAGGCAGAAAUCUCGUUAUGCUGAGCUCGACUUUGAGAAGAUCAUGCAUACGCGAAAGCGCCAUCAGAACAUGUUCCAGGACCUCAACAGGAAAUUACAUCAUGCUGAGAAGGACAGAGAAUCACCUGCUUCUGACAGCAAGUCUGUGAGGUGGAGCGUGUCUUCUGCAGGAAGUGACAAAACAAGCCACAGCGAUAAACAGCAAGCACUGGGUGAGCGUUCAUGGGAGACCAUGCCCCGAUCACAGGCAUCGCCACCAUCGUGGGUGCGAAAGGAGCUCGAGCCUUUGGCAGCAUCGCCCUUGGAGAUGCCCUCUGUGGAGUGGGAGAAGCCUGGCACUGCCAUCCCUCUUGUAGGCCAGGACAUCAUCGACCUGCAGACGGAAGUGUGAGGCCCUUACCAAAAAAAAAUCCUGUUUACCCUGGCUCCUUUUGGUUUGGGAAAGAAGAGGGAGAGGGCGGAAUCAGAAGGGAAAAUUGGGAGGUCAAGAAAGAUAUAUAGAUCGUAGGGGUGGAGAGGGAGAGAACCAAAAACCAUGUCCUGAUAUCCAAAGAAUUAAUGAGGGGAAUAAAUGAGAAGGUUUGCGUAGUUUGGGAUUUGUGUAGCCUCAAGUAAUGGUAAUUAACAUGCAGGAGGAAGGGGGAGGGGAUCUAAUGGAUGGAUGGAUCUGAUGGAGUGGCUUUGGUUCUCCUCUGGGCACAGUAAGGUUCUCGUUUUUUUCCGCCAAGAGCUUCUCCCGUAAAUCUUCCGUCUGGUCCAGGAGAGGUGUGGUCUUCAUGCCUGUGCCUUUUGUUCAGUUUUCGUUCGACUUCAGUAUGAAAAGGGUGACCGGUUGCUCGGCUCCUUGAGCUCGACCUCUUCCAGUGUCUCUGCUCUCACCAUGAGAGAAGGACUGGCACCGAGUGACUUCCCAGACUUCCCAGCCCCGUGGCUGUUUUUCACCCUGAGGUGAACGGACGCAUGUUGCCAGCUGUCUGCGCUGUGGUUAUCGUUUUUUUAUAUCGCUUUUGCGUAGCGCUGCUUCUCAAGAGCUUAUUACAGACUCUUCCACUGAACUCUAUUCAGAGUCUAAUAAGCAUAACUUUCCUGGACUCAAGGCUUGAAUAGGACUGUCAGAGCUGAACAUUAUUUUUAUUGUUUAAACUGUCAUUGUUAUUAUGUAAUAUUGUUCAGAUUUUAUGAUGAAGCUAUGAUUUAUAUUUAUAAGAUUAAUUUUCUUGUUUUGUUGUUAUUUGUUUUCUGCUUGUAUUUGU
Messenger RNA from Ictalurus furcatus (blue catfish), 5647 nucleotides. Its product is annotated as adhesion G protein-coupled receptor B1-like. The transcript is spliced from 29 exons. Gene Ontology annotation, cellular component: dendrite; plasma membrane; postsynaptic density. The record is from RefSeq and is a predicted model, not a curated record. Gene Ontology annotation, molecular function: G protein-coupled receptor activity. Lineage: Eukaryota; Metazoa; Chordata; Actinopteri; Siluriformes; Ictaluridae. The coding region runs from base 1 to 4785 and encodes 1594 amino acids. Gene Ontology annotation, biological process: engulfment of apoptotic cell; negative regulation of angiogenesis; adenylate cyclase-activating G protein-coupled receptor signaling pathway.